Messenger RNA from Oncorhynchus kisutch (coho salmon), 4417 nucleotides. Its product is annotated as centrosomal protein of 97 kDa. The coding region runs from base 596 to 2728 and encodes 710 amino acids. Lineage: Eukaryota; Metazoa; Chordata; Actinopteri; Salmoniformes; Salmonidae. The record is from RefSeq and is a predicted model, not a curated record. The transcript is spliced from 11 exons. Gene Ontology annotation, cellular component: centrosome. Gene Ontology annotation, molecular function: protein binding. Gene Ontology annotation, biological process: negative regulation of cilium assembly.
GAGGUAUGGCCUUGAUAGAAAGGCUAACGAAAGGAACCAAUCAAAAAAUCAACAAAAGUAAGAGAUAUACUUGAUCAGUAUACACUUUGAAAAUAGCAUCUUGAUUCCAGUCCUUUCAUAUUGGAAUUGCUAUCAGCUGUAAAUCUAUUGAAGUCUAUUUCCCCCGGGGAAUCGACAACAGUGACGCGCUGCGGUAAAGCAUGUUUGUAGUCUUUUUGAAAUCAAGUAUAGUGGUCCUUUAUGGCGAACGGAUUUUUUUUUUACUACAUAUUCCGGUAAAUUCUUAAUCGUUUUUUCUGUUGUACUGACUGACAAGACAGUUGUGCGCUGGGAACCAGGCUAGCGAAUUUUGUGCAUUAUCGUAUAUUCUUCGCAGAAUGGGAAUAUCAGAUGUAACAUUUGACACAACUGGUCCUGUGGUGGACUUGUCAGCCCAGGGUCUGCAGAAGCUGGAGCCCAGUUUCACCUGUUCUGAUGAAACGCACACGCUCAUCCUGGACCGGAACCACAUCAUGAAACUAGACCAUUUGGAGAGGAGCCAAGGCCUCCAACAGGUAGGCUCUCUUUAUCUGUUGUUGGAAACCGCCUGGUGCGAAUGAUGGGUGUGUGUCGUCUGACCGAGCUGAGAGUUCUGAACCUGCCCAAUAACAGUAUUGGCUAUAUUGAAGGGCUGAGAGACCUGCCACACCUGGAGUGGCUCAACUUGGCAGGCAACAACAUCAAGGUCAUUGAGCAGCUCAACAACUGUGUGGCUCUCCAACACUUGGACCUGUCUGAUAACAACAUCUCCAACAUUGGUGAUGUUACCAAGCUGUUAGCCUUGAAGACCCUUCUCCUCCAUGGAAAUAGCAUUACGACGCUGCAGACCGUUCCCACUCAUUUGCCCAUCCAUCUGUCCAUCCUCUCCCUGGCAGAGAAUGAAAUUCGAGACCUCAAUGAGGUCUCCUACCUGGCACCCCUCCAUGACCUGGAACAGCUCUCCAUUAUGACUAACCCCUGCGUCAUGGUAACACCCUCGUUGCCUGGAUACGACUACCGGCCGUACAUCAUGAGCUGGUGUCUGAAUCUCAAGAUCCUGGAUGGAUAUGUGGUGUCUCAGAAAGAAGGGUUGAAGGCAGAGUGGCUGUACAGCCAGGGCAAAGGUCGAUCAUACCGGCCAGGUCAGCACAUGCAGCUGGUCCAGUACUUAGCCACCGUGUGCCCUUUGACCUCCACGACAGCCCUGGAGACCGCAGAGGAUGCCAAGCUGGAGAAGAUCCUCAGCAAGCAGAGGUUCCACCAGAGGCAGCUCCUGCAGCAGACCCAGGGGGGCUUUCCCAGCCCUCCCCGCCCCACCCAACUGGAUGUGGAGACUCAAAGCCCCCGCCAUGUGCCUCUAAUAGAGGAAGACAGAACCACAACGCCUGUGACUGCUCCAUCUGCCAGACAGACAGAGCUAGCGACGGUGCAGGUGAACACCUGGCUAGGCUGCGACCCCUCCCAGGUGGCCUCACCUCCUCUCCAUAGCCUCAGGGGUGUGGAGGAGCGCCUCUACCUGGAGGACGUCCAGAGCCAGACAGAUGAGGACAAACUCAGCGGCAGCCUGCUCUCCUCCGAGUCCACCUUCCUCCUAGUCACCUCUGAACCCCCCCGCUCUGACAGCGAGGAUGAGACGGAGACGUUUGAGCACGACUCGCUGGUACCCGAACACCCCAUUCAUCCCAAAAAUACCCUUGCUGAAAAGACCCUACAGGCACCCACGGGGAAAGGGAGUGAGAGCCAGAAAGAGAGAGAGAUGGAGAGAGAAAGGGUGUCAGGUGACAGCCACCUCACCUGUACCUUAACCUCAACUGCCGGUCUACCUAUGAUGGAAGAUGACCAAUCACAGACCAAUGAUAGCGCUCCGCUCCAGGGAGCAUACUCAAACUGCAAUGCUGUAGAGGUGAGGGCAGGGUCUAAGCAGGAAGAUAAAGCAUUGGUGAGAUGUGAUAGGCUGGGUCGCUGUGAGGCGGACAGGGCAGCCGUCAAGAUCCAGGCAUGGUGGAGGGGAAUGUGGACUCGGCGCUGCCACCCGCUGGCCAAAGAGGUGCGGUGUGAGAUCCGCCUGCGCAGGAUGCAGGAGCACAUAGUCUUCCUUUCUGGAGAGUUUGAGAGAGUGAGGCAGCAGCAUGAAGAGGAGAGGUUGAAGAGACUGGUACAGGAGGAGGCUGUGAGGUUUCUAUGGAGGCAGCUUCAGUCCAUGCAGCAGUGGCAGUGUUCUGUAGAGGGGCAGCUGGCCAGCGUGACUCAGGCCGGGUCAUCUCUUGCUCCAGCCCUGACCUCCGGGCUCUGUGACCUCCCAGCUCUUCGACUCCCCCUACCUCUGGCCUCCAGCACUGCAAACCCAGCCUGUACAGUCCUCUCCUUCCCAGACUCGGGGUUCCAGUCAACAGAUGAACUGCAGGUGGGGCAGGAAGACACUUUCCUGAGCUGUGGGACGGGCGACUCUCUGGAGACUGUGCGGCCGCUGGUCGUGGGGGGGUUCCAGGCUCCUUGUGGUGGGGGGAAUGGUCAGGACUGCAGUCUGUUGGAGCAGUACCUGUCCUCCGUGCAACAGAGAGAGGAGGAGGCAGAGGAGGGGGGUGCCAGCGACAGAACAGGCACACCACAGCCUCCCUCAUCUGCCGAAACAGCACAGCCUGACUCCCCCACUCAGAACACAGGAGACAGACACAGAGCAGCAACACACACACUGGAAAGUCCAAUUUGAAGUGCCUGACCUGCUCCUAGUCUUCUGGGAUUGGCUAAGAGACUGCCCAUAAACUCAGUCCAUCUGUGCUGAUGAAUGUUAUUGAUGGCUCUAACAGCACCUCAUAGACCUUACUGACUAACAUCCAUAUAGCGAGUGGUAUAUGGACUCACGAAUGUGUAUACAUUCAUAUAGCCUGGAUGACUUUUCUCAUUUUGACUUUAAAUCUCUUGGACUGCUGCUAGCCUGGAGACCUGACUGUUCCUGCAUUCAAUAAUGCUUUGUUGGUUGCCAUGAUUUGUCAGUCCAAGGACAAUUAGGCUAAUGCUUGACUUACAUUCGGGAGACGUGGGAACGAUAGUCCUACCUUCCGACACCUCUGAAUUUUUCUGUACACGGCAGACAUGCAAUUUAGACCGGUGCUAAAAAUGUUAAUCCCUGACAUGCCCCAACAUUAAGUGAUAGCACGUCCGGUGACAAGAUUCUCCAGGACAAUCGGAUAGAAAGGCAUCCCAUGGUACUCAGUAACCCUUUCCUUGACCUCACUGAAACUAUACAUAACCUUAAUUAACCUAAGCCUAUUUUCUAAACCUAACCUUAAUUCAUUUCGACCCCUGUGCCUAAGUCUUUGUUCUGCUGGUUGAAUCUACACUUCCUUUAAGUGUAAGUAUUAAGUCCAUCUACCCUCCAACUUUGGUCAUCUGCAACUUCCCUGUCUGUCAUGCAGUGGUGGAAAUAUUACCCAGUUGUCAUACUUGAGUAAAAGUAAAGAUACCUUUUUAUAGAAAAUGACUGGAGUGAAAGUCGCCGAGUAAUAUUCUACUUGAGUGAAAGUCUAGAAGUAUUUGGUUUUAAAUAUACUUAAGUAUCAAAAGUACAAGUAUAAAUAAUUUCAAAUUCCUUAUAUUAAGCAAACCAGAUCAAUGUUCUUUUCUCUUUACGGAUAGCCAGGGGCAUGCUCCAACACUUAGACAUCCUUUACAAACAAAGCAUGUGUUUUGGAAGUCUGCCAGAUCAGAGGCAGUAGGGAUGACCAGGGAUGUUCUCUUGAGAAGUGUGAGAAUUAGACUAUUUUCCUGUCCUGCUAAGUAUUCAAAAUAUAACUAGUACUUUUGGGUGUUCAAGGAAAAUGUAUGGAGUAAAAAGUACAUUACUUCACUACAUUCCUGAAAGAAAGUUAAGUUGUAAAAAAUAUAAAUAGUAAAGUAUAGAUAACCAAAAAAACUAAGUAGUACUUUCAAGUAUUUUUUUAACUUAAGUACUUUACACCCUGUGCUAACGUUAUGUUAUCUGUAUUUAUCCCUAUUUAUUUAUCCAUCACAUAAUGGUAUUUAUGUCCUUUUCCCUCUUGUUCUCCGUUUCACAGACCACAACCCUCCUAAAGCCCAUUCCAAACCCCUUAACCACCAAACCCUAAACCUUCAUUAUCCAAACUCCAUCAAACCAUCCUCGCUGCCUUUUCUGUAUGAAUAAAUAGCAAAACAUUAUGCAUUCUCACCGAUAACCCACAGUGGCAAUAUAACCCAGCAGUCAGUAACGCUAUACAUCAUUUAUAGGGCUGUCAGUGUUUAUCAGUUAACUUUUAGUAAUUUAAGUGCACUUAAAAAAGAAAUGGUGCAUUGAUGACCUGACGCAUGAAAGAAAGUCAUGACUGGGCUGAUGGAAACAUGAAUUGCUCUUAAAAUUGUAUAAAUGCCUACAGACAACUUG